Nematocida parisii ERTm1 is the source of this 2628-nucleotide messenger RNA. RefSeq lists its product as uncharacterized. The coding region runs from base 260 to 2002 and encodes 580 amino acids. The record is from RefSeq and is a predicted model, not a curated record. The transcript has a single exon. NCBI's taxonomy places the organism in Eukaryota, Fungi, Microsporidia.
GCAGCUAAUGCAAAAAUAAACGGGAAGAAACAGAAGGACAGAAGACAGGUAGAAGGUGCUAUAUAAUAGCAUAAAAUGCAAAGAAAUUAUUUAGAGGAAUAAAGUGAUGCGCUUACAUGGAACAGCAUCUUUAAUGAUAUUCAUCCAGUUGCAGGUGUACUGGCAUAUUUGCCAUGCUAGAAGAGUAUUUACUUUUGUUUGGUGUAUUAGGAAUUAUGACAUUUCUGUUCAUUUCGGGGUAUUGUGCAGAAAUUAAAAUAUGAAAGAAAUAGAGUUGAAUUUUCUUUUACUCUUAAUAAUGACAGAAAGACGGACGGAGGGGCAGGCAGAGGAAUAUAACAAGGAGAAAUCGUACAGCCCUCAAAGGCGGCGUGUAGAGGGGGAUCCACAAGAUGUGCAGCAUAAUAAAACCAGACAUAUAGAGAGAAAUGUACAGAAAGAAGCGGGUGAAGAAGCAGCAGAUAGAGAGAAGAGCGAUGGUGUACACCAAGCUCCGUGGGAGGAUGUAGAGAAAGAAGAAAGAAGGCGAGAAAGAAGGAUGAAAAAACAGAUAGAAAAGGCAAUGAGAAGGGCUGAAAGACGCAAUGAAAGAAAACUAAAGCGAGAAAUGGAUGCUAUUAAAGAAGCAACAGAGAGGAAGCCAAGUGAUGAAAAAAGUGCAGUAUCUAGUGGGCCUGCUUCUCCGCUGUUAUUGCAGAAGAGUAUACGGGGUCCAUUUCGCAUGGAAGAUGAAUCUGAGGCACAGGAGUAUGUAAGCCUAGAGGAAAUACAAGAUCUUUCUAUACAUUACUCAGAGAGUGGGCCGCAAGCACAGGAAUAUAAUGGCUUCGGUGAGAUAGUAAGUAACAGAGAUGUUUCUCCGGAUGCAGUGGACAGCAGCCAAGGCGGUGCAGUAUACAGCGGAGUGUCUAAUAUAGAAAAUGCAACAAGCAGUAUUUUCAGCGCACUUGAGGGCAUAAGUAAUAGCACAGAAAGUGAAAGCAUAGAAAGAGCUCCCGAAGGUAUAAAUGAUACUUCUGGCCAUAUGGGCGGUUCUGCUAAUACCAGUGCGCAAAGUGUGCCUGUCAUCAUUAAUGAUGCAUCAGAUGGGAACAUAUCCAUUAUAGCACAGAAAGUACCACUGACAUCGCAUGCAGCCUAUAGUGGUUCACUGUCGUAUUCUGAUACCUCGGGUACAGUUCUUGGCCUUGCUGAUACAUCUGAUGAUCGGUCUGAUUCAAUUCCCUCUAUAUAUACGUAUCUUAUGGCAAAGUAUAAAGUAGAGCAGGAUGAGAUUAACAAAUUAAGGCAAGAAAUUCGGCCAAAAAGAGUGUCUGUGGCGUGCUCUGUGCGCAUAUCGCACUGGGCAAACAAUAAGCACAUGAAAGCACUGGGGCAUGACAAAGAAGUAAUUACAGAGUCUAUAGUAUCCGCAGAUGAGAGAAGCGUGCAGAACGAGGCAUAUAUUCCGCACCGAGAGCCCGCAAAGAUAGUAGAGUAUAUGUACACCGACACAAUAAAGGACAUUGCUGCGCGGCACAAUAAUAACAUGAAAGUGUACAUCUAUGCAGGAGACGAAGAAAAGCUAAAAACCGCGUUUUUAAAGAUAGGGAAGAACUUUAAGGAGAUACGGAAAGAGUAUCUUCCAGAAUACUCAUCAAAAGAUGUAGUUAAAAUCUAUUAUAAAAUGAAAUAUAAGCUGCGGCUGAAAGACUGGUCUAUGCGGGAUACAAGAAAGAUACAGGACAAAGACUUAGCAGAGAUAAUAUCAAGAGAGUGGACAGCGGCAGAGAAAGAGGCAUUCCAUAAUUUAUAUGAAGAGCUAGGAAAGAAGUGGAAAGAAUACUGCCAGCACAUUCCAGGAAAGAGAGAGAUAGACAUGAGAAUAUAUUACCGUUACUACAAGAAGAUGCAGAAAAAGGAAGUACCAAAAAAAAAGAGAAGAGAGAGAAAGAGGGGAAAGAGGAGGGUGAGUGGCAGGUACAUGAAAGACAAACGUUUGCUCUGCUGUUUCCGCAUAUAGGAAAGAACUGGAGUGUACUUGCAAAUUAUAUUGUAACAAAGACAGCUGCUGAGAUAAGGAGCUACCACAGAGUGUACUACAAGCACUUGAGGGCGGGAGAAAGGAUUCUUGAAAUAUAUUUAAAGGACAUAGGAGAAAAGCAGAUCAGGACAGACCCCCUAAUACUUCAUGAAAGGUCUGGCUAUCAGCAGCAGCACAGCAGGCAUGCAGGCGUACUCUUUUCAUGUAAAUAGUAUUAUUGUCCGGCUAUAAAGUAUCCCACAAGUAAAUACCUAGUGCAGGUAUUUAAUAAAGGAAGAUGGAAUAGAUGGCUAAAAAAUAAAAAUACGCACCUACCCCAAAUAUCUCUCGCAAUAUGGAAGAGAGUGCCCAGCUAGAUAUUAUGGAUAUUUAAGCAUUGCCCAUAUGAGAAUUCUAUUAUACACGGAGUAUUUUAAUUUUCAGGGGUUUACUGCUAGUGGUGUAGAUGGGUUUUAUUAUUUCUUUCUUGGCCAUCUUUGGCUAUUCUGCAGUAUGCUAUGAAUGCUUUUUAUAUGUGUAUACAGCUAGUAGUCAAUUAUUGGAGCAGGACAGUAUUAAUACAAGCUAAUGCAAAUCUUCUAUCCGCGCGCAGUGGCAAUAUAAGA